GUGCUGCUCCCGCUGCCGCCGCUCGGGGGGUUCGGUGACUGACAACGAAUGUCAAGAAAGCCGAGACCGGACGAGGAAGACGACGCCAAACUUUGCUUCACGCGUUUGCUUUUUCUUUCUUUCUUUUUUUUUUUUUUUUUUUUUUUUUUACUGCGGAGGAAGAGAAGACGACGACUACUUCACCGCUGACGACGCGCUGACUUAACGUUCGCCAACUGCCGCUGUCGUCACCGUCUCGUUUCACAGAGAAGUUCGCUCGACUCGGAGGAACUCGAGCGCGUUGAGUGAGGAGAAACUAUGACGGGCCGGGAAGAUGAAUAUGAUUAUCUCUUCAAAGUGGUGCUGAUUGGUGACUCGGGCGUCGGGAAGAGCAACUUGCUGUCCCGCUUCACUCGCAAUGAGUUUAAUCUGGAGAGCAAAAGCACCAUUGGCGUGGAGUUUGCCACACGUAGCAUUCAAGUGGAGGGCAAAACCAUUAAGGCGCAGAUCUGGGACACGGCGGGACAGGAACGAUACCGGGCCAUCACUUCUGCGUACUACCGAGGGGCGGUGGGAGCCCUGCUGGUCUACGACAUCGCCAAGCACCUGACGUAUGAGAACGCCGAACGCUGGCUAAAGGAGCUGCAGGACCACGCAGACAGCAACAUUGUCAUCAUGCUGGUGGGCAACAAAAGCGACCUGCGCCACCUGAGGGCUGUUCCCACAGACGAGGCCCGGGCCUUUGCAGAAAAACACGGCCUGUCUUUCCUGGAGACGUCAGCCUUAGACUCUUCUAAUGUGGAGCUUGCCUUUCAAACUAUUCUCACAGCCAUCUACAACAUCGUGUCGCAGCGGCAGAUGUCGGGACGGAGCGACUCCGACUUUUCGCCCGCCUCCAAUGUCGUGCCCAUCACGGUGGAGCCCACCCAGAACGCAUCUAACAAGGGCAUGUGCUGCCAGAACAACUGAGCCGCCAAGAGACAGUUAGACGCUGAGAGUGGACGGACGGGGUGGGACGACCGCUGGAAGAAGUGGAGAGAGGUAACCAGUUUGGUUCUCCACCAACACUAUUGUAGAGAGGGAGCGGACAUACAAAUGUUUAACCCUCCUAUUGCGUUGGUUUCUCAGGGACAGCGACAAUGUUCCUCUGUCAAUUUGACCUAUUACAAAAGUAGAAAAAAAAUCCCCCAAAAACGUCGUAUAGGCUAUAUCAAGGGUUGCAAAAUUUCUAGAGUUUCCUUGGGCAAUUCAAUGAGAUUUUCCAUGGCAUUGAUAGAAAAUGGAGGGUAAUUUAAUGGAAAGGUAUCAUGUAAAUAAUUUGUUUUGUCAUGAGACUACAUCUAUAUAAAGUAUGUCCUUGGGAGUCUUGAGGCCAUUACACUACCAUAAUUGCCCCCUCCCUUUUUUAAAAAAAAAUUAUAAAUCAUUGCUGUAGCAAAUCAUAUUUUGUCUUGGAAAAGAACAAAAACCUUGGAAGAUGGGACACGUUAGUCAGGGUACCAAUAUAUUUGUACAAAAUGCACGGUAAAUGUUUUAGUCAGGCUUGUCCAUUCCUGAUUUAUUGCCAUGGAAAAUUCCAGUAAUUUUGCAACCGCUGUUUAUAUCAGCCGGUUACACACCAUUUACAUAUUUAUAGUCGAUUAAGCCACUCAACGUAGUAUUUUUUUUUUAAUGUCUUUUAGAAUGAGUGAGGAGGGUUAAACGGAGGUGAGAUUAAGACAAGUUUGGCGCACGGGAAGUUGGAACAAUCCCUGCUCUUUCAAAAUAUUUGAUAUCCAGUUACUAGAUUGAUCGUCCACCAGCCAAUAUCAUGAAUUUCCUGUCAAUAGAAUGUUCCCAAAGACUUUGGCCGAUUCCCCCAAAAUGGAAACGUUUCACCGACCUCAAAAUAUUUAUUCAACACUAGAUUUGAUCCUUUUAUUUGCAUUGCUUUAAAUCCUCGUUUCUUGUUAGCGAAGACCUCUGCUUCUCCGAGAGGGGUGUGAGGUGUUUUUCUGACAUUCAAACGUCAGAUCUUGUUCUUGGGGUUGUGGGUGUCUUCAGAGAGUCCUGUUAAAGGAUGCUCUCCCUCCUGUCCCCCUCCAAGGCUUAUUUUAAUGUAAAUAAUAGAGACAGUUCUACUGCUUUGUCUUAACUGAACCGGGACGUUUUUUUUGUUUUGUUUUUGCCUUGCAGAGGUCACCCCUCUCGCUCGUUUGUAUUUUACGCAGGAGGGAUUUUUGUUUAUUAUUAGUUGAAAUAAAGGAAGACAGGAUUUUAUCAUGUUAGUAAGGGCUUGAUUUUAAUUGCACACAAUUGCCAAUGUUUGGGUGCGUGUGCUGUUUGGCCUUCACAGGUCUUUAAACUGAGUGGUGUAGGAUAGUUUUGUUUGUUUUGUUUUUUUUUUUAAAGAAAAGGAAACAGGUAAUCCAAUGUAUAUUGGACUGCAUAUGCAAAUAAAGAUGAUUUGUAAUAGA
Molecule: messenger RNA, 2435 nt
Organism: Syngnathoides biaculeatus (alligator pipefish)
Lineage: Eukaryota; Metazoa; Chordata; Actinopteri; Syngnathiformes; Syngnathidae
Gene: rab11al
Product: RAB11a, member RAS oncogene family, like
Exons: 5
Coding region: 298-948 (216 amino acids)
Biological process (GO): neurotransmitter receptor transport, endosome to postsynaptic membrane; exocytosis; melanosome transport
Cellular component (GO): axon; postsynaptic recycling endosome; transport vesicle
Molecular function (GO): GTPase activity; GTP binding
Source: RefSeq, a predicted model, not a curated record